Messenger RNA from Dendrobium catenatum, 924 nucleotides. Its product is annotated as LOB domain-containing protein 7-like. The record is from RefSeq and is a predicted model, not a curated record. Lineage: Eukaryota; Viridiplantae; Streptophyta; Magnoliopsida; Asparagales; Orchidaceae. The transcript has 3 exons. Bases 1 to 924 code for a protein of 307 amino acids.
AUGAGCUCCCUCAUCUCCCACCCAAAAGCCAACCACAUCUCCGCCCAUUCCUCCCCUUCCUCCGCCUCUUCAGCCUGCGCCGCUUGCAAAUACCAGCGCAGGCGCUGCACUCCCGACUGCACCCUCGCCCCUCAUUUUCCGGCCAACAACCCCCGGCAGUUUCUCAACGUCCACCGCCUCUUCGGCGUCUCCAACAUUUUAAAAAUCCUCAAGACCGUUGAGCCCCACCUGCACAAAGAAGCCAUGGCCUCCAUUAUCUUCCAGGCCAACGCGCGCGCCCGCGACCCCGUCGGCGGUUGCUACCGCAUUAUUCUUCAGCUUCAGCACCAGCAUGAGGCUCUCUCUUCCGAGCUUCAGUGUGUUCUUAACCAGAUCGCUAUCUAUCGCACUCAGAUUGAAAAAGCAGCCAGCAUGAUCGGUUCUGAUGAGGCCAUCUACACGCCACCAGACGCCAUCAUCGACAUCUACGAAAACAUGGCUAUCAUGCAGCAGCAACAGGCACAACAACAACAACAACAACAACAAUACGGCAACUAUUUCUUCUGCGGUGCGCAAGAGCCUUAUCAAAACAUUAAUUCUAAUGAAAACACCAAUAAUAUGCUGGCCAAUGAAGCUGAAUUUGAUUUGAGCAUGAAUUUGCUUGGGAAUGAUAUGUUGGAGAUGGACAUGAUUGGUUCCAGACUGAAUUUUGGGCAAGAGGAGGAUGUUAAGCCUCUUGAUGAUACAUUUGGCAUGCGAAAUACAUUUGUAAAAAAUGAGGACUCUUUGGAUGUCACUGCUGGUUCAUCCAUCACAGCCGUUCAAUGCAGCUCCAAUACUGAACAGAAAGAUGAUCAGAGCCCCGUAGAACAACUGCAGGAACAUGAGCUGAAGUGUGCUGCUUCAUACUUCACAUUACAAAAUUGCAAUAUCUCAGUUGUAUAA